UGACGCAGAUGUUUUUACAAUAGAUGCUUUAUGAAAUGACAAAAUACUUUCAGACUAAGUAGGCAGCAUCGUUUGCAUGAAGGGCGGCUUGCAAAGCGCCCACCGUCUCAUCCUUCCCUGCAGAAACCCGCUGCCCCUGGGCAUGCCCGGCUCCUCCCGAGAGGCCGCAAAUGCAGAGCUCCUCACACGCAAGGCCACGGUAGACUCUGAAAAUCCCGAACGAGGCCUGAUACAGGGCUCUGAAAACAUGAAAUCCCAGGCCAGCCUGCCAGGAGAGGCUGCUCUGCAGGCAGCACCCGCCGCUAUUUAUUGGGAGCGUUCAGGAGUCACCCUGAUAGCGACCAGAGCCCACAGAGCUCGCUGCCCAGGGCACAGCUCAUCCGCCCGCUCUGGCAAGUAGGGGCGAAGGGCAGGGCAGACCUCUGCUCCUCCUCACGCCCUGCCCCGCGGGGGCGGUGGGACUCGAGAGCAGCCCUCGGCAGGGACGCAGGGGUCCCGCAGCCCGUCACUUCAGUGGCACCGAGGCCCGGAGGCCGCCUUCGGACAAGCGCAACACAGGAGCCUGCGGCUUCGACCCCGCUUGCCCAGCUGCAGCGCCGCCAGAGGGGGCAGAGAGAAGGGGCAGGGGCCACAGUCGAGGGGGGUUCAGCAGAGGCGUUCGUCUUGGCGGAAAGGCUCUGCCACGAACGGCCUCUGCCGAAAGCUUUCGGGUCGAGUACAUGCGUCCCUCCAGCCGUCGCCCCCUACCACCCCGUCGCACCCAGCCAGCGCCCCGCCCCCGCGCUCCUCCCGCCACGGACCCUCUGCCGCGUCUCCAUUGGCCGACAGGUUAUGAUUGGGUGCGGGACGAACCAAUGGCGAGGCUGCCGCUGGGCGGAGCGAGCUGAUGGGCCACGCCGGGCGGUGGGUGCGAGGCGAUCGGGUGCUGCGGGUGCGCUGCUCUCAGCUCUCGCUCUCCCCUCGGCCCCAGCUUUUUGUCAGCCAUCUCUUCCUCCUCGGCUGCCCAUGGGCUCUCCGGCGGCCGCCCGGCGGCUGCUCUACCGCAGCACCCGCCUGCUCCGCGCGGCCUUCCAGCACCUCUACCAGCAGCAGCAGCGAGCCGAUGUCUUCUGCGACGCGCUCCUCCAAGCUGAAGGAGGGACGGUGGUGGCCCACUGCUGCAUCCUCUCUGUCUGCAGCCCCUUUUUCAGGGAGCAGCUGGGCCAGGAGCUGCCGCCUCGGGGUCACAGAGUGGUGCUGGAGCUGGGAGGGCUGAAGAUUGGGGUGCUGCGCAAGCUGGUGCACUUCCUCUACACUGCUGAGCUGGAGGCCACGCAGGACGAAGUGCAGGAGGUGCUUGCAGCUGCCCGCCUCCUCCGUGUCACCGAGCUCGAGUCACUGCAGCUCCAGGGGGGACGUCUGGUGAGGUUGGGGCCCCCGCGGCACCUCAACCGCUCCUGCCUGGGCCCCACACAGCACAGCUGCCCAGUGGAGGCGGAUGGCAGGGCUGAGCCCAGGGGGGACAGCAGCACCCCCAGGAGCACCAGCGUCUCCCCGCGGGGGCAGUCAUGCUUUCCAGGGACCGCACGCCCCAGCCCGGUGGGGCGGGUGAAGCUGCGGAAGGUGGAGAGCAAGGGCUGCUGGGAGGUGGUACGGGACCGGCAGCCACCAGCUGCUGUGGCAGUCGCCAGCGAAGGAGUGACAGAACCGGAGCGACACCCGGAUGCAGGAGCACUGGGGCAAGCGGGCAAGCACUCCUCACACCGGCGGAACCCCCAGGGAGUCUGGAAGAAGCAGGGCUGUGGGCAAGUGGUGCCCACAGGGGACCCCAAGGAAGAGGAGGUGGACGUGGGGACGGUGGAGCCGUGUCUGCCCCCUGGCACUGUCUGUGCUUGGCCCUGCCCCUCAUCUGAGUCGGAUGAGGAAGUAGAUAUCCUCACCUAGGGGAACUUGCUCUUUUCCCCCACUGCCCACGCUCAGGGCACUGCAGGAAGGGCUACUCUUACCCCAUGACAUAAAAAUAAAGCACUGGAGCUGU
Molecule: messenger RNA, 2017 nt
Organism: Pogoniulus pusillus (Red-fronted tinkerbird)
Lineage: Eukaryota; Metazoa; Chordata; Aves; Piciformes; Lybiidae
Gene: BTBD18
Product: BTB domain containing 18
Exons: 3
Coding region: 832-1923 (363 amino acids)
Biological process (GO): positive regulation of transcription elongation by RNA polymerase II
Molecular function (GO): protein binding
Source: RefSeq, a predicted model, not a curated record